This is a messenger RNA of Paramecium tetraurelia, 279 nucleotides long. RefSeq lists its product as uncharacterized. The record is from RefSeq and is a predicted model, not a curated record. The transcript is spliced from 2 exons. Lineage: Eukaryota; Ciliophora; Oligohymenophorea; Peniculida; Parameciidae.
AUGUCUCAAUUUACAAAAGCAAUAACACCAAAGAAAAUCUUCAUGGUCGAGAAAGGGUUUUAUUCGAUAAAUUUAGAAGAUGGAACUAUUUAGAAGUUAGGACCAGAGAAGAAAAAUUACAAGUUACCUUCCCAUUCCUAAAACAAAUCUCUAAACGUAGGAAAAGAUCUACUAAUAGCCAAAGGAUAAUAAAAUUAAAUUGCCACCCAAAGAAAUAAUUAAGAAACUAGAAAGAAUAAAGAAAGUACUAGAAAACUUAAUUCACAAAGGAAUAAUUGA